AUGCCCAAAAGAAAGGCUGAAGCGGAUACUAAAGGAAGUAAAGCCAAGGUGAAGGACCAGUCAGAGAGAUCUGCCAAGUUGUCUGCUAAACCUGCUCCUCCAAAGCCAGAGCCCAAGCCUAAAAAGGCCCCUGCAAAGAAGGGAGAGAAGGUCCUCCAGGAGAAAAAGGGGAAGGCCAAUGCCAGGAAGGAUGCGAAUACUGCAGAAAAUGGAGAUGCCAAAACAGACCAGGCACAAAAAGCUGAAGGUGCUGGAGAUGCCAAGUGA
Messenger RNA from Peromyscus leucopus (white-footed mouse), 267 nucleotides. RefSeq names its product non-histone chromosomal protein HMG-17-like. Gene Ontology annotation, molecular function: nucleosomal DNA binding. Lineage: Eukaryota; Metazoa; Chordata; Mammalia; Rodentia; Cricetidae. The transcript has a single exon. Gene Ontology annotation, biological process: chromatin organization. The record is from RefSeq and is a predicted model, not a curated record. The coding region runs from base 1 to 267 and encodes 88 amino acids. Gene Ontology annotation, cellular component: nucleus; chromatin.